Messenger RNA from Danaus chrysippus (African queen), 1227 nucleotides. The record is from the annotation of a GenBank genome assembly. Lineage: Eukaryota; Metazoa; Arthropoda; Insecta; Lepidoptera; Nymphalidae.
AUGGCUGGUGAUCUAGCGGUCGUGGCGCUGCUCGCGCUCAUAGCGACCGUCACCUCGCGGCCGCCUACCACCGACCCGCUACUCUUUGAGGCGGCUUUUCAAGGAAGGUGUGGUGAAGGCAGUCCCUGUGAACAGCUGUGCAGGGAACUUCAUGAUGGGACGUAUGAGUGUGGCUGCGGGCCAGGGUUUGUGCUGCAUGUAGACGGCUAUGGCUGUAUGGAACUGAAUUCAACGAAGGCAACUGAGAGCUCGUCCGAUAAACAAGAAGAUGUACUAUACCAGAAAGACGUCUCAUUCUCAGCUGAACUAGAAAUAGCCCCGUCCAAUAAUAAUAGAUUUAAUAAGAAUAAUGUAAGCGAAACACAUAUCGACCAAAGACUACCCACAGUCCCUACUAGCGUUCAGACUAAACGGAAUUACACUUACACCGGAGAGAUCUACAAAGAAGUUGACGGUUUGAAUAGUCUGAUUGAGGACGGAGUUAGCGAAAUAGAUUUAAACAUCAUAUCUGAUAAAGAUAAUGUGUUUUCUGAUAGAAGAGAUAAGGUUACUACGUUGGGACCCAGCUUGGAACAAAAGGUGCCAGGUGGUACAUCAUCUCCUUCCAGAACAACAGCUGUUGAGAGCUGCAGCUGUGACUGUACCCAGAUCAAAUGCGUCUGCCCCGGGAAAUGUAAGACGGCAACACAAAUAGCUACGCCACGUUUUUCGGGUUCGUCAUGGCUGGCGCUGCGUGCAUUGAGGGGUGCUUACAAGAGGGUGCGAUUAAGAAUGAGGGUGCGGCCUGAACGCACCCGUGGGGUGUUAUUACUGACGGGUGAACAUGACGAUUUAUCGGGGGAUUACCUGGCGUUGAUAUUGAGGAAUGGACAUGUUGAGUUAAGAUUCGAUUGCGGCAGUGGCGCGGGUGUACUUCGGUCUCCUGAACCAGUACAUCUCGGCAGAUGGAACACCAUAUCUGUUUAUAGACACAGAUGGGACGCCUGGCUCAAGCUGAAUAAUGGGAAACGAGUUCGAGGGAGAUCGAAAGGCCUCUUCUCACGAAUGACCUUCCGAGAGCCAGUAUGGGUCGGAGGCGCUGGAAAUACAACUGGUUUGCAGAACAAACUCGGACUAUCUGAAGGAUUACUCGGCUGCGUCGACUUCUUGAGAAUUAACGGUGAUAGCUACCGUUUAGUUAAAGAUGCAGUCUCCACGCUUGAUAUUGGUGAAAUAGUAACUAUAUAG